Molecule: messenger RNA, 1963 nt
Organism: Periophthalmus magnuspinnatus
Lineage: Eukaryota; Metazoa; Chordata; Actinopteri; Gobiiformes; Gobiidae
Gene: slc60a2b
Product: major facilitator superfamily domain containing 4B
Exons: 4
Coding region: 22-1596 (524 amino acids)
Biological process (GO): transmembrane transport
Source: RefSeq, a predicted model, not a curated record
UGACCCUUUUGGCUCGCCAUAAUGGCUCAACCAAUGGAUAUCGCCGCGAAACACAAGCACGUCCGUUUCGCUGCGAUGGAGGACGAAAAUGAUGAUCAGGGGGAUGACACACUGCUUGACAGGUGUAAAGACAAAGACAGAAGGCUUAACAUUGCGUUUAGCAACCUUAAGAGAAGUUCCAGAGCGGCGGGCCGAGAGUCUGCGGAGGAGAGCAGUGCCGGCGGAGGUCGCUGGCUCACUACCGCUGCUCUAUGCGCUUCUUUCUUAGGGCUGGGGAUGAGUAUUGCAGUUAUUGGUCCCACGUUUGAGGAUCUGGCUAUGAAUGUUCACAAAAACAUCAGCAACAUCUCAUACAUAUUUGCAGGCCGGUCUGCUGGGUACAUUGCUGGGUCCAUGCUGGGGGGCGCACUCUUGGACUGUAUGAACCCUUACCUGCUGCUAGGGCUGUCCAUGCUGCUGACAGCAUUAGGGAUGUGUGCAAUUCCACUAUGCCGACAGGCGCUGCUCCUUACCGGCUUCAUGGCGUGCAUUGGCAUCUCCAUGGGUAUCCUGGACACAGGUGGGAACGUGCUGGCACUGAGCACCUGGGGAGAGCAGGCAGGCCCCCACAUGCAGGCGCUUCACUUUAGUUUUGCAGCUGGAGCUUUGGUGUCACCAGUCAUUGCUCAGCUCUUGUUUGGGGGCUCUCGAAACACUAGUUCAGUGGCUAAAAAUGUCACAGCCCAAGUGCACAGCCCUGUGAAGGCUAUCCAGAGCUGGACCGCCUUGCGUUCCAUGUGGGCUUAUGUGGUCAUCGGUCUGUUUGUCUUCCUCUCAGCACUGCUUUUCUUUGGGAUGUACUGCUGCGCCACUGGAUCACGGGACAGAGCCCACUCGGUGUCGGAAAAACCCCAGGUGGCCAAAUACCACACAGCCAUUGUGGUCCUGCUCUUCUUAUUCUUUUUCGCCUAUGUGGGGGCAGAGGUAGCAUAUGGCUCCUUCAUAUUCACCUUUUCUAAAGAUCUAGUGCGACUGGAGGAAGCUGAGGCAGCUGGAAUCAACACUCUGUUCUGGGGGAGUUUUGCGGCAUGCCGUGGUCUGGCCAUUCUUCUUGCGUCAUGUUUGUUUCCUGGGACUCUCAUAACUCUUAGUCUGGUGAGCUGCUGCAUUUCCUCUCUGCUGCUUAGCUUGUUCCCUCUCCACAGAGCUGUGCUGUGGGCUGGCACUGGUCUGUAUGGUGCUUCUAUGGCAGCAGUUUUCCCCAGUGGACUGUCGUGGGUGGAGCAAUACACGCCUGUGACUGGACAUACAGCAGCUGUGCUGGUAGUUGGUGCUGCAUUGGGAGAAAUGGUGCUACCUGUUCUUCUGGGUUUCCUCAUGGGGCGAGUUAGCGGUGAGCCACUGUUAAUGUACCAAGCUCUAGCCUGUGCCAUCUUCUGCUCCAUCCUCUUCCCUGCAAUGUACCGGCUGGCUGUAGCCUCUGGAUCUCGCACCCAGGGUGAUGAUGGGGACAAGGAGUUUUACCAAGCACUGUUGCAGCCCGAGCCUGAGGACUUUGAGGUUUUUGAGAUGGACACUUCUCUGAGCUCUCCAAACUGGGAUGACCACAGAGAAUGACACCAAAGAGACAGCUUGGACAGAUGGAGCAAAGGAGAAAUUGAACCCAAAGAGCAGAUUGAAUGUUUGCCUUGUGAAUUUUAAAUUCCCAGCUCCUGUCUUGUACUCAAAUUCUGUAUUCUCUAAACAUCGGUAUGGAGAGCCUCUUGGAGUACACAGGGCCACACACACUUCACAUUGGUAAAGUUUUUGGAAUUGUGUAAUAAUUCAUUUACAAUGACUUAAGAGAAAACUUAAUUUUAUCUGGUGAGAAUAGUUUUAGAAAUCCAUCUUUCAUGAUUGGAUCAUCAGCUUAGGGUCUCAUGUCUAGGUGUCUCUUCUGCUUGAAAUACUAAUUAAAUGUAUAUAAAACAAUUCUGUCCUUAAA